This is a messenger RNA of Diplodia corticola, 1971 nucleotides long. Its product is annotated as 30s ribosomal protein s6-like. The record is from RefSeq and is a predicted model, not a curated record. The transcript has a single exon. Lineage: Eukaryota; Fungi; Ascomycota; Dothideomycetes; Botryosphaeriales; Botryosphaeriaceae. Bases 1 to 1971 code for a protein of 656 amino acids.
AUGGGUAACAAAACCAGCUCUGUUAGCCCUGUCAAGGGCGCCAACAUUACCAUCUCUAUCAACACCACCAGCGCCGUUAACAUUACCAAUCGCGUGUACAUCAACAAUUCCGUCGAGGACACCAGCUCCGUUAAUGACACCAAGGACGCCAAGGACGCCAGCUCCAUCGUGAACACCAGCCCCCCCAAAGACACCAGCUCAGCCAAGGACACCAGCUCCGCCAAGGACACCAGCUCCAUCGAGAACACCAGCCCCCCCAAAGACACCAGCUUCCCCAAGGACACCAGCCCCCCCAAAAACACCAGCUUCCCCAAGGACACCAGCCCCCCCAAAGACACCAGCUCCAUCGUGAACACCAGCCCCCCCAAAGACACCAGCUUCCCCAAAGACACCAGCUUCCCCAAGGACACCAGUUCAGCCAAGGACACCAGCUCCUCCAAGGACAUCAGCUCCGCCGAGGACACCAGCUCAGCCAAGGACACCAGCUUCCCCAAGGACACCAGCUCCUCCAAAGACACAAGUUCCCCCAAAGACACCAGCUCCACCGAGGACACCAGCUCCCCCAAAGACACUAGCUCCCCUAAAAACACCGGCUUCCCUAAGGAUACCAGCUCCAUCGUAAACACCAGCUCCCACAAAGACGCCAGCUCCGCCAAGGACAUCAGCUCAGCCGAGGACACCGGCUCAGCCAAAGACACCAGCUCCCACAAAGACACCGGCUCAGCCAAAGACACCAGCUCCCACAAAGACACCGGCUCAGCCAAAGACACCAGCUCCCACAAAGACACCAGCUCCCCCAAAGAUACCAGCUCCGCCAAGGACACCAGCUCAGCCAAGGACACCAGCUCCGCCAAGGACAUCAGCUCCGCCAAAGACACAAGCUUGAUAAAUGACACUAGCUACAUCGAGGAUACCAGUCGCGACAACAGAACCAACGGCUCCAACGCCGCCAACAAUACAGACAAGGACCUGCCCGUGUAUGGACCAUUUCUGCCAACCGGGAAGAAGCGAAAGUUGAUCUUGCGUGACCCCACAUGCCCCAAGCACGGCGACGUAGAGGCAGCACGGAGGGCCAAGGAAGAAUCAGUGCGUCUUUGUUAUGUCGGAACCCCUCUAACCAGUCCAGGUAUACAGACUGAGCAUGCUCCUAUAGAGACCGAGCGCGUUUCUAACGAGGAAGCGCGUAAUCUUAUCGAAGCUGAGCGUUCUCCUGUCGAAGUUGAGCGUUUUACUGUCGUGAUAGUACAUGAUCCUACCAAUCCGUACGACUCAUGGACCAGUCUCCCUUCCUUAGGUGGCGCUGCCGAUACUUAUUUAAUGGUUCCCGUAAACGUGUCGACCCUUGAAUACUUCGGGAUAGCAAUAAGCCGGAUGGAAGCCGAAAUCAAGACGUACGAGGCCAAGGCAGAUCAUGAGUAUAAGGCCGAUCCUAAGGCGUAUGAGGCCAAACUUGAAGCGUAUAAGGCUUGCGUUGAGACAUAUAUGGCCUACGUUAAGCUGCUCCUCGCAUUCAAAGCCGAAGCUGAGAUGCCUAAAACCGACUCUGAGAUUUUUAAGGCGAGCGCGGAGGCGUAUGGUACCUUCUGCCGCGCGUUCGAGGCCUUCGCUGAUUUACGAAACCUCUACAUGGGGUUGUCUAAUGGAAGUUUCGAGGAGAGAUCGGCCCAGGCCAAAGUUCAGGCCGAGAAGUUUGAGUCGACCUUCACUGAGUGGUCUCAGGUCUAUGCCGAGGCGCAAAAGAUCAUUCAAAGGGCACUAUACCUCCGCGAUGGAGCCGGCAACGAUGGAGCCGGAAAUGAUGGAGCCCGUGAUGACAGACCGCAGAAGACAAGGAAGGAGAGGCGGGAGGAGCAGAAGGCGCAGCAGAAGCAGAACAAGAAGGACAUGAAGAACAUGAGGAAGGCGGAGGAGCAGAAGGCGCAGCAGAAGCAAGACAAGGAGGACAUGGAGAACAUGAGGAAGGCAUUGUAA